Messenger RNA from Archocentrus centrarchus (flier cichlid), 423 nucleotides. Its product is annotated as dickkopf-related protein 1-like. The transcript is spliced from 3 exons. Lineage: Eukaryota; Metazoa; Chordata; Actinopteri; Cichliformes; Cichlidae. The annotation marks the transcript as partial. The record is from RefSeq and is a predicted model, not a curated record.
AUGUGGAUGCUGCGCAGUGUCCUGUGUGUGACUCUGGUCAGUGGUCUGGCUCUGGACUCAAACACCAUCAGAUCCUCCAAAGAGUCAACGCCGCAAAGCUCAGAGCUGCCGCAGAGGGGGGGCUGCAGUAACAGAGCUGACAGGAGGCCGCCCACCAAUGACAGGCAGGUGGACACGCAGGUGGACAGAGUGACAGACGGACAGAGCGAGGCUGACGGCUUCAACAGGACCAAAGCGCCGGAGAUGUCGAGCUGCGUGCGGUCUGGCGACUGCGCGGCGGGUCUGUGCUGCGUCAGGUAUCUGACUGGCAAACGAUGCCAGAGGAUCCCGGUGGAGGGCGAGGCCUGUCUGCUGCGAGGUCCCACCAAGCGGAGGAGGAACCUUGGGCGCUGCGACUGCGAUGCAGGGCUGUUCUGCACUGCU